AUGCAGUACACCGACAUGGUUUGGUACUUUGCUUACGGCUCCAAUAUGGCCAGCUCAACACUCAAACGACGGCAGCUAAACCCAAGAGACUCUCGGCCUGUCUUUGUGUCCUCUCAUGUUCUUUGCUUCGAUGUGUUCGGUGUCCCAUACAAGGAACCCGCUAUGGCCGGUAUUCGGGAGAGGACUCCAGUCGAUGACACAAAUGCGACGCCUUCGGUGCACGGGAUGGCUUACUUGCUAUCACGGGAAGACUAUCAUCGGCUGAUAGUCUCCGAAGGGGCGGGCGUAGCCUAUGUCGAAACGGAGUUGAUGGCCCGGAUCUGUUCAACUGUGUUUACGGAGCGAGCGGCGACUUGUGAGGAGAUUCCGGUGUGGACCUUGAUGGCGAGAUUUCCAUUCCGGCCCGAAGCCCUUCCGAGCGUUCGGUACAUGGGGCUGUUGAUCCAGGGAGCCGAACAAUCCGGCCUGCCAGCCUCAUACCAAGACUUUCUACGCGAUAUUACUGCGUAUCACAAAAGUCUUUCCAAAUACGAAGAAUUCGGCGCGUCGCUCCUGAUCGGCUUUUGGAUGCCUAUAAUCAAUGGUAUAAUGAAGAGAGUCAAGCGGAGAACCGAUUCGGAUGGUAAUGCACCGCCUUGGGUCGGGGAACUGGUUAGGUUGGUUUUUAUCACCAUGUGGCUCUACUAUGAUACCAUACACAGCCGUAUCUGGGGUCCGAAUGGUGGAAGGGAUUUAGCUGGAACUACUUAA
This is a messenger RNA of Fusarium mangiferae, 750 nucleotides long. RefSeq lists its product as uncharacterized. The coding region runs from base 1 to 750 and encodes 249 amino acids. NCBI's taxonomy places the organism in Eukaryota, Fungi, Ascomycota, Sordariomycetes, Hypocreales, Nectriaceae. The record is from RefSeq and is a predicted model, not a curated record. The transcript is spliced from 2 exons. Gene Ontology annotation, molecular function: gamma-glutamylcyclotransferase activity.